Molecule: messenger RNA, 1323 nt
Organism: Dermacentor andersoni
Lineage: Eukaryota; Metazoa; Arthropoda; Arachnida; Ixodida; Ixodidae
Source: RefSeq, a predicted model, not a curated record
UGGAACGGGGAAUCACAUCUUCCAAAAAUCUUGUCAGAAGACACCAACCUCCGCCAACAUGAAGACCUUCGCCGCCACUCUCUGCGCCCUCCUAGUCGGCACCGUUUACGCUGAGGAAGCCGCCAAGACGGAAAAGGUCGAGGCCCGCGGUGGCUUUCUGGGCGCUGGUCUCGGAGUCGGUGGUUACGGGGCCGGUGUAGGACACGGUCUUGGUGGUGUUGGUCUCGGAGGCGUCGGUCUCGGACAUGGUGGUCUCGGGGGAUACGGCGGAGGCUUCCAGUCCGGCUACGGCUCCCAGGCCGGCGGCCACCUGGCUGGAUUCCAGAAAGGCGCAGCUGGACACAACCAGGGGUCCGCGGGUUUCGCCGGCGGUGCUUCCAACAGGAACGUGAACGCAUACAAUCACAACAAGGGCUACAGCCACAGCUCGGGCUUUUCGGCCUCAGACAGCAAGAACUUUGGCUCCGGACACAACCAGGGCUCGGCCGGAUUCCAGGGUGGCGCUGCCGGACACCAGGGCGGCUACGGACAAUCGUCUCACGGACACCAGGCCGGUGGCGGCUACGGCGGUGGAUACCUCGACAAGUUUGCUAUCAAGAUCAGAAGCGUUAAGAUUGGUGAGCAAAGCUCGACAGACGAGAGCCACUCUGGAACGGGGAAUCACCUCUUCCAAAGAUCCCUGCAGAAGACACCAACCUCCGCCAAAAUGAAGACCUUCGCCGCCGCUGUCUGCGCCCUCCUAGUCUGCAGCGUUUACGCUGCGAAGGAAAAGGUCGAGGCGCGUGGUGGCCUUGUGGGCGCUGGUCUCGGGGGCUACGGCGCCGGUGUAGGACCCGGUCUCGGAGGCGUUGGUCUCGGAGGCGUUGGUCUGGGACAUGGUGGUCUCGGAGGAGGCUUCCAGUCCGGCUACGGCUCUCAGGCCGGCGGCCACCAGUCUGGAUUCCGGGGCGGCGCUGCUGGACACAACCAGGGGUCAGGCAGUUUCGCCGGCGGUGCUUCCAACAGGAACGUGAACGCCUACAAAGACAACAAGGGCUACAGCCACAGCUCGGGUUUCUCGGCCUCGGACAGCAAUGCCUUCGGUUCCGGACACAAACAGGGAUCGUCCGGAUUCCAGGGUGGCGCUGCCGGACAGCAGGGAGGCUACGGACAAUCUUCUCACGGACACCAGGCCGGUGGCGGCUACGGCGGUGGAUACCUCGGCUAAAUAUUCUGUGCUUCAUCACCAGAGCAACAUCGGUGGUCUGCCUCGCUGCAAUAAACAUGUGAAUAGACAUAUGGGAAUAAACAUGUGCUCUUCGUUAUUUGAGCACAAAUGUAUCA